Drosophila subobscura is the source of this 1895-nucleotide messenger RNA. RefSeq names its product glucose dehydrogenase [FAD, quinone]. The coding region runs from base 1 to 1863 and encodes 620 amino acids. NCBI's taxonomy places the organism in Eukaryota, Metazoa, Arthropoda, Insecta, Diptera, Drosophilidae. Gene Ontology annotation, molecular function: oxidoreductase activity, acting on CH-OH group of donors; flavin adenine dinucleotide binding. The record is from RefSeq and is a predicted model, not a curated record. The transcript is spliced from 3 exons.
AUGGGGAUAAGCAAGCAGAAAGCGCUGAGACUUUUGCUGCUGUUGGAAGAGGCUAAUGGAGAGCCAGGACGAGGCCGGCAGCCCGAACUGGAGGCACUGCGACGCCUGGGCCUCGGGAAUGUGGUCAAUGUGCCGCUCUACAGCGAUGCGCCAAGGAGCACUUACGACUUCGUUGUGGUGGGAGCAGGAGCCGCUGGCUGCACGCUGGCCGCCCGCCUCUCCGAGAACCCCCAGUGGAGCGUGUUCCUGGUCGAGGCCGGCGGCGUGGAGAACAUUAUGCACCAAGUGCCAUUGAUGGCACCCUCGCUGCAGGCCACCGCCUCCAACUGGGGCUACAAGUCGCAGCCGCAGCGCCACGCCUGCCGCGGCAUGCCUGAGAACCGCUGCGCCCUGCCCCGCGGCAAGGUCCUGGGCGGCACCAGCUCCAUCAACUACAUGAUCUACAAUCGCGGCAACAGGCGGGACUUCGAUGGCUGGGCCGCCGCCGGCAACCCCGGCUGGAGCUACGACGAGGUCCUGCCCUACUUCCUGCGCAGCGAGUCCGCCCAGCUGCAGGGGCUGGAGCAGUCGCCGUACCACAACCGCAGCGGACCCCUCAGCGUGGAGGACGUGCGGCAUCGCACCCGGCUCUCCCACGCCUAUGUGCGCGCCGCCCAGGAGGCGGGACAUCCGCGCACCGACUACAACGGCGAGUCACAGCUGGGCGUCUCCUAUGUGCAGGCCACCACCCUGAAGGGUCGCCGCCACAGCGCCUUUCGCGCCUUCAUCGAGCCCAUACGGCAGCAGCGCCGCAACCUGCACAUCCUCACCCUGGCACGGGUCACCCGACUGCUCAUCGACGAGGCCACCAAGUCCGCCUACGGCGUGGAGCUGCUCCACCAGGGCAGGCGUCUGCGGGUGCGUGCCCGCAAGGAGGUCGUCCUCUCGGCGGGGGCCUUCAACUCCCCGCAGCUGCUGAUGCUGUCGGGCAUCGGGCCGGCGGACAACCUGAAGGCCAUUGGAGUGCCCCUCGUGCAGGCGCUGCCGGUGGGGAAGCGGCUCUACGAUCACAUGUGCCACUUCGGGCCCACCUUCGUGACCAACACCACGGGCCAGACGCUGUUCAGCGCCCGACUGGGUCCCCCCGUGAUCAAGGAGUUUCUGCUGGGCCGCGCGGACACGUUCCUCUCGAGCAUUGGUGGCGUGGAGACGCUCACCUUCCUGAAGGUGCCACGAGCCCGAACGCCGUCCACGCAGCCAGACAUCGAGCUGAUUCAGGUGGCCGGGAGCCUGGCCAGCGACGAGGGCACGGCCCUGGCACAGGGCGCCAACUUCAAGCAGGAAAUCUACGACAAAAUGUACAAGGAGCUGGCCCUCAGGCAGCAGGAUCACUUCACCUUUCUGAUCAUGCACUUUGCCCCCGCCUCGGUGGGUCGUCUCUGGCUGCACAACCGCAACCCCCUCGAGUGGCCACGCAUCGAUCCCAAGUACUUCUCGGCCCCCGAGGAUGUGGAGUACAUCCUGGAUGGCAUCAAGGCGGCCAUUCGCAUCGCCCAGAUGCCCGCCCUGCAGUCGAUUGGUGCGCGGCUCCUGGAGCGCCCUGUGCCCGGCUGCGAGUCCCUGCCCUUCGCCUCCGACGACUACUGGCGCUGCUCCAUCCGGCACCUCUCGUACACGCUGCACCACCAGGUGGCCACCUGUCGCAUGGGUCCCUCGAGCGAUCCCAGCGCCGUGGUCAGUGCCCAGCUGCGGGUGCACGGCAUGAGGCGGCUGCGGGUGGUGGACACGAGCAUCAUUCCCGUGCCGCCCACGGCCCACACCAAUGCGGCGGCCUUCAUGAUCGGCGAGAAGGCAGCGGACAUGAUACGCUCCGACUGGAGCUGAGCCACAAGCGAAUGCAUGUAAAUGGGUCAAUA